Molecule: messenger RNA, 2981 nt
Organism: Lytechinus variegatus (green sea urchin)
Lineage: Eukaryota; Metazoa; Echinodermata; Echinoidea; Temnopleuroida; Toxopneustidae
Product: WW domain-containing oxidoreductase-like
Exons: 8
Coding region: 53-1408 (451 amino acids)
Molecular function (GO): protein binding
Source: RefSeq, a predicted model, not a curated record
AACAGAUCAAAGAUGAUGAUAUACUGAUAAAAAGAAAAAGUGAUUAAUAGUGAUGAUGAUAUCUGCUGCACCCUGGUCAAUAUUCACAAAAUGUGGAGGCGAGGGCAAGAGUACGUCAGGUCGGGGCGCCAGCUGUCGAUCCGAAUGUAAUAGGAACGGAAUCGAUCGCUAUACAAUGGCAGCCCCAAGCACCCUCAUCGACACGGACAGCGACGAAGAACUGCCUGCUGGCUGGGAAGAGAGGAGUACAGGGGAUGGUCGAGUAUAUUAUGCUAACCAUCAAGAUCAGACAACAAGUUGGAAUCAUCCUCGCACUGGGAAAAGGAAACGGAUCACUGGAGAACUUCCAUUUGGGUGGACUAAGGCAGUUGAUGACAAAGGAAGACAAUUUUUUGUUGACCAUUUGAACAAGAGAACAACAUACACAGAUCCCCGCCUUGCCUUCGCCAUGGAAGAGAGCCCAGAUCCGACAAAGCUAGCCCAGCGGUUUGAUGCAUUCAGCACGGCUUUGCAUGUAUUACAAGGGAGAGAUCUCAGUGGACAGUAUGCUAUUAUUACUGGAGCUAACUCGGGCAUAGGAUUUGAAACUGCUCUGUCAAUGGCAUUGCAUGGUGUUCAUGUUGUCCUUGCAUGCCGGAACCUGAAGAAGGGGAAUGAUGCUGCGUCUAAAAUCAAGAAGAGGUUAGACCAGGCCAAAGUUAUUGUGAUGCAGCUGGACCUGGCAUCACUUCGGAGCAUUGAACAGUUUGCCCAGAACUACAUGCUGCGUGAUUGGCCCCUCCAUAUGCUGGUCUGCAAUGCUGGUAUUUUUGGUGCACCAUGGGAAUUGACCGAGGAUGGGAUUGAGAUGACCUUUCAGGUCAACCAUGUUGGACAUUUUCACCUGGUCAACCUACUGACCGAGACUUUGAAGAAAUCUGCACCUGCUAGGAUUGUGAUAGUUUCAUCCGAGUCUCACAGGUUUAUAAACUUCUAUUCCAACAAGUUGGACCUUAGUGAGGUAGCCAUGCCAAAGGAAAAGUUCUGGCCCGUUCUCGCCUACGGUCGCACCAAACUCUGCAACAUUCUCCACAGCAAUGAACUCAAUAGAAGGCUGUCCCCACAUGAUGUGAUAUGCAAUGCAGUCCACCCUGGCAAUAUGAUUUACACGGGGAUCAGCCAAAACUGGUGGCCAUAUAGGAUAUUGUUUAUGAUGGUCAGGCCUUUCACCAAAUCAGUUCAACAAGGAGCAGCUACAUCUAUGUUCUGUGCUACGGCUAGGGAGCUAGAAGGUGUUGGAGGGAUGUACUUCAAUCACUGCUGUGCCUGCAUGCCUUCAGAAGAAGCCCAGAAUAAAGAACUUGCGAUAGCUCUCUGGGAGAAGACAGAGAAUGUUAUCAAAGACGCUCUCUCUAAAAGCACCUUAUAACCAGAACUUUGAGCAUUUUGCUUCAUGGAGUCUGCAGAAAUAACCUGUUCUGGAGAAUUCUAUCACUGCUGACAUUUAUCAUUAUUCUCCAUUGACAGACCGUAGUGAGCUGGUAUGGGUUCUGUUGUGGUGAUACAGAGCCUGACUUCCAGUGAAAACUUCCACACAGAAAUUAACGGAUCACACAUUAAUUUUCAAAAUCCACUUCUAAACAUCCAAGUGGUAGAAGGUUGAGACGAAAUUUACUUGAAAACUUCCCAAGUUUUUUGCCCGAUUCUUGCAAGCAUUAAAAAAAUUAAACAUAAAAUUAUCAGCUACACACACAAAUCAAAAUAAAUAACUGGAGCAUGCACAUCAUCUGGGGAGCUUGUCGCUGAUCAGUACAGAGAUGUUUCUUAAUCUCUCUUGGGUAAUAUAAUUUCUCAAACCCGUCAGUUGAAGUUUCAAGUAUUAAUCGCAAUAAUCCUUGUCAAGAAUCCACUUUUGCAAGUUCUUCAGAAUUAAACUGUCUCCUUUGGCCAAACCUUCCUCCAAAUUGGUUCUGCACAGUGUUCUGGGGGGAGGGGCUCGUUUGCCUUUUAAUGGGUCUCCUUGUAUCUCUUCCUACAUCUCCCACUAACCUCUUCUGGGUAGUCGUAUAUAGGUUCCUACUUGGAGGCUAUUGAGUUACCGUGAGUUACUGCUGACUUGGCCCCUGGUUCCCACUUGUCCUCUCCUGUUUUCCAAAUUUCCAAGGAUUAAACAGAUCAACUUCUUAUUGACUGUCUUCACAGCAACAGGAAGUCCACAAUUCCUGCUGAUGUGGCCCUGUCCACAGCAAUUGAAGCAUUAAAUGAGGGAAAUACUUCUGAAAGGGCGAUUGCAAAAACCGCUGCUGGAAUUGAAAAUGUUUUAGUCAAGUUUGAAAAAUCAGUUGUAGGUGUUUUCAUUUUCUAAACACAAAAUGUAAUUGGAAAAUGGGCAUUUUUAACUAAGAGAUCUGAUUCGGGCCUGGUCGUCUGGAUUACCCCUUUGAGGAAAAAAAACUUUCUCCACAAAAUUUGAGAUGAGAGGACUUAGUGCUGCAGCAAAGGGUUGUAUGUGAAAAAAAAUACAGUGCAGACUUGAUAGGGUUGUUCAUUUCAGGGAGAAAAGAAUCCUGCCUACACAGUGUGUGUCAUGAUCAUAUAUCGGGUCAUAUCAUUCCAUGAUGUAUUUGAAAUGGUGUCCAUAAAUGAAACAAAGUUGCUUAGUAAUAACUCACAGACUGAUGAAGCGAAAAUGGAAAGGAAAUGCCUGUAUUGACAAUCUCUGAUUUAUUCAUGAACUUAUGAUCAUAUAUUUAUAAAUUUUACUUGUGCUUUCAAUGUAGAUUAAUAAAUAUCUGUGACUCCCAUGAUGAACAAUGUCACACCUCACAUAAUGCUAGUUGGAUUGUAAGGUAUGAUUGAGUUUAUGCAGAGAUAAUUUAAAAUGCAAAUGACUUGUUUAUAUGUAUCAAAUGAAAGUUAUACAGUACUAUGUGUUGAUUGUAAAAAAAAAUAUGUGGCUGUAAAUUGGCAAUCAGUAUAUGCGAAAUUAAACAGUUUAUUGU